Molecule: messenger RNA, 2632 nt
Organism: Solanum tuberosum (potato)
Lineage: Eukaryota; Viridiplantae; Streptophyta; Magnoliopsida; Solanales; Solanaceae
Product: xyloglucan galactosyltransferase KATAMARI1 homolog
Exons: 1
Coding region: 500-2326 (608 amino acids)
Molecular function (GO): glycosyltransferase activity
Source: RefSeq, a predicted model, not a curated record
AUAAAAAAUAAGAAACAGCUACUACAUCCCAUCUUCCUCUUUCCUCUUGAAUCUAUCUAUGUAUAAUAACAGUUAGUUAAUACCCACAAAAUUCGUUUUUUUUUCUAUCUUUACCUAUAACUUGUUCUUCAUCAAUCUCCUUCCACCUAUUUCUGUGCUGUUAAACUUUGCUGGAACCUUCUUUUAGCUUAAAUUUCCUGAUUUCUCUCUGCUUCUUCAGUUAUGGUCUUGAUUUUCUCCAUUUCAUGACGUGCUAAAUCCUCCGCAUUUCACUCUUUUUUGUUCUAUCAUAGUGUAUGACUAACCCCUUUCCUUUUCUUGGAAAAUCAAGAUAAAUAGAUACAUCUAUUUUUGAGCUUUUUUAAAGACUUGGGUUUUAGGGUUGUGUUGAAAUUAGCAAUAUUUUCAUUGAUUCUUGAGGUUUUCUGGGUUUUAAGGUUGUUAUAAAGAUUGUAUCUUUAGAGAUUUUUGGUGGUUUAUUUAUGUUGGUUAUAAUCUGAUGAGGCGCCGUUCUCCUACGUCCCAAUCGUUUGAUGAUUCAAUGGAGAAAGGGCAAGGAAAAAAUCACCAUCCUAGGGUUUGCUUGUUAGCUUCAUUGUCAGGUUUGUUUUGGUUUUUACUAUUGUAUUUUCAUUUUGUGAUUCUUGGGGGUAAUCAUGUUCAUGAUUCACCUAAUUUGGAUCCACUUUCCCUCAAUAAACAAUCAAUUAUCAUCACCCCUCAAUCAAAUCCAAAUCCCCUGAAUCGUGCUACUAUACGUAAUGCUAAAGUUGAAAUGGAUAAUAAUGAGUUAGUAGUGAAGUCCAAACCACUCGAAAAGAAUGUACAACCACCACCGGCGGUGGUUAGGCCGGUGAUUAGCGAUAAUAGCUCUCGGAGAGAUCCUGAGAGUUACUCGUUUAUGAGAGCAUUGAGAACGGUAGAGAAUAAAAGUGAUCCAUGUGGUGGAAGGUAUAUUUAUGUGCAUGAUCUUCCUCCAAGGUUCAAUGAAGAUAUGCUUAAGGAAUGUAGAACUCUUAGUCCUUGGACUAAUUUUUGUAAGUUUACUGCUAAUGCUGGGCUUGGGCCACAAAUGGAGAAUGCUGAGGGAGUGUUCUCGAAUACUGGAUGGUAUGCAACUAAUCAGUUUGCGGUGGAUGUCAUUUUUGGCAAUCGGAUGAAACAGUACGAGUGCCUCACGAAUGAUUCCUCUCUUGCUGCUGCCAUUUUUGUGCCGUUUUAUGCAGGGUUUGACAUUGCAAGGUAUCUUUGGGGUUAUAAUGUAACUACGAGGGAUGCUGCUUCUCUUGAUUUGGUUGAUUGGCUUCAAAAGAGGCCAGAGUGGAAUAUCAUGGGGGGAAAGGAUCAUUUUCUUGUGGCUGGUAGGAUAACGUGGGACUUCAGAAGAUUGUCCGAUUCAGAUUCGGAUUGGGGCAACAAGCUUCUUUUCUUACCUGCUGGGAGAAAUAUGUCCAUGCUUGUGGUUGAAUCAAGUCCAUGGAAUGCAAAUGAUUUUGGCAUCCCAUAUCCAACAUAUUUCCAUCCAGCAAAGGAUGCUGAAGUGUUCACUUGGCAGGACCGGAUGAGGAAGCUGGAGAGGAAGUGGCUAUUUUGUUUUGCUGGUGGACCACGACCUGGGAACCCUAAAUCAAUCAGGGGGCAGAUCAUUGACCAAUGCAAGGAGUCUAAAGCGUGCACGUUAUUGAAGUGUGGUCAAUCGGGGGAGAGCAAAUGUCACUCUCCUAGCAGUAUCAUGAAGAUGUUCCAGAGCUCCCUUUUCUGCCUGCAACCUCAAGGUGAUUCAUAUACGAGAAGGUCGGCUUUUGAUGCUAUGUUGGCUGGUUGUAUACCUGUCUUUUUCCACCCUGCUUCUGCCUACACACAGUAUACAUGGCAUCUUCCGAAAAACUACUCAGCCUACUCUGUUUUCAUUUCUGAGAAUGAUGUUCGUAAGAAGAAUAUAAGCAUAGAGGAAAUGUUAAAUCAAAUUCCUCCUGAGAAGGUGAAGGAAAUGCGGGAGGCUGUUAUAAGUAUGAUUCCGAGGCUGAUUUAUGCUGAUCCUCGCUCUAAAUUGGAGACUCUCAAAGAUGCAUUUGAUGUAGCAGUUGAUGCAGUUAUAAAUAGAGUUACAAGGCUAAGAAAAGACAUCAUUGAAGAUCGUAAAUAUGAUAACUAUAUUGAGGAGCUCAGCUGGAAAUAUUCAUUGCUGGAUGAAGGGCAAACUGAGCUUGCAGCUCACGAAUGGGAUCCUUUUUUCGAAAAACCAAAAGAUCGAAGUGCAGAAUCUGAUAAUUCAUCAGCAGAAGCAGCUAAAAACUCUUGGAAAAACGAACAGGGACAACAAUAAUGAUGUGGGUUUUUCCUCGACAUACACCACCAUCGUCACAGAGCUUAGAAUGAGACAACUACUGGUUACACGUGAAAGUUAGCAUCCGAGUAUAAAAACCUGUUUUGGUGAAAUUAUAAGAACUUUGUGCAGAUGAAGGACAUAUAGUAAUACAUAAUCCUGCUUCUAAUAUAAAUGCGGUUGUUGUUUUUUCCGAUUCUAUGUUAUUUAUUAGUCAUUAUUAACAAUAAAAUCCAUGCCAAUACUUUUGAUCGCCAAAUGAUGUCUACUCAGGGUAGGAACUUCAGUCAUUUGAUUUUGCUGUUA